Molecule: messenger RNA, 5745 nt
Organism: Oncorhynchus keta (chum salmon)
Lineage: Eukaryota; Metazoa; Chordata; Actinopteri; Salmoniformes; Salmonidae
Exons: 12
Coding region: 323-5137 (1604 amino acids)
Molecular function (GO): DNA binding
Source: RefSeq, a predicted model, not a curated record
ACAAACCCCGCCUAUUUCUACAAUUUAUAUUCUUAAAAUCGUAUAUGAAACAUAACCUUAACCAGACUGCUAACCUUAAGCCUAAACUUAAACUAAGAACAUAAAGCACAUUUUUGUUUUCAUGAAUUUUUACGAUAUAGCCCGUUGACGAUAGCCAAUUUUGACUUUGUGGAUAUGGUAACUAGUGCCAACCCAGAAGGAGUUGCAACAUUUGAAGUAUCAAGAAGAAAAUAUUAAAUCUACCUUGCUGUUUCUAUGUCUCAAGAUGACAAGCGUUGCCCUCCUGAGGAGUUGAAGCGCUGGAGCUCGCCUGGCCUUAAACAUGAAUUCACCAGAGGACAGUUCUUCCUUUUCCACUCAGAAGAACUCAAAUUGGACCAACCACCAAACAUCCACUCCACAGCCAGGACUUAGCCCUGCUAGCCCAGUUCAAACACCUGUUUCAACCAACCCUGCUAGCCUGUCUCAAUCACUAAUUACACCCCAGAAACAGAAGACAGCAGAGAAUGGAACCUCUGAUGCAUCACAGCCACACAGUGAACGGCGCAAGAGGGGGAGGCCACCCAAAGACAAGACACCUCAUACUGUCCCAGAACAUCAGAUCCAGUCCCCUUCAGAUUCAGACCCAUGUUCACAGCCACACAGUGAACAGCGAAAGAGGGGGAGGCCACCCAAAGACAAGACACCUCAUACUGUCCCAGAACAUCAGAUCCAGUCCCCUUCAGAUUCAGACCCAUGUUCACAGCCACACAGUGAACAGCGAAAGAGGGGGAGGCCACCCAAAGACAAGACACCUCAUACUGUCCCAGAACAUCAGAUCCAGUCCCCUUCAGAUUCAGACCCAUGUUCACAGCGAGAGGAAGAAACUAAUGCUGUCAGAGUGAUACAUCCCCUCUCAUCCAACUCACCUGUGCCUGAGGACCGGUGUCAGUCACCUGAUGCCCUAACAGAGGUUGAGACACAGCCCCUGUCACCCAGCCCACCAGUGGGCUCCUCUGAACUACCUUCCUCCACCAAGGAUUUACAGAGGGUACAUCGUAACGAAGGGUCCCAUCUCUGUAGUCCAUCUGUAGAACAAGGAGAUACAACCAGCCAUAAUGUCCUAAUUGCUAGAGAUCACACAUAUUCACUGACCAGAGAGCUAGAGGCUGAACCAUUUGUUUCACCCCAGAAACAGAGGACCACAGAGAAAGGAACCUCUGAUCAGUCACAGCCACACGGUGAACGGCGCAAGAGGGGGAGGCCACCCAAAUACAAGACACCUCAUACUGUCCCAGGACAUCAGAUCCAGUCCCCUUCAGAUUCAGACACAUGUUCACAGCCACACAGUGAAUGGCACAAGAGGGGGAGGCCACCCAAAUACAAGACACCUCAUACUGUCCCAGGACAUCAGAUCCAGUCCCCUUCAGAUUCAGACCCAUGUUCACAGCGAGAGGAACAAACGGAUGCUGUCACAGUGACACAUCCCCUCUCAUCCAACUCACCUGUGCCUGAGGACCGGUGUCAGUCACCGGUGAGGAAGUAUAGAAAAAAAUCAGAGACCCCUAAGGUAGACCAGUCGCAGGAGACUGACCAGUCGCAGGAGACUGACCAGUCGCAGGAGACUGACCAGUCGCAGGAGAUCCAGUCCCCUUCUGAUUCAGACCCAAGUUCACAGCCACACAGUGAACGGCGCAAGAGGGGGAGGCCACCCAAAGACAAGACACCUCAUACUGUCCCAGGACAUCAGAUCCAGUCCCCUUCAGAUUCAGACCAAAGUUCACAGCCACACAGUGAACGGCGCAAGAGGGGGAGGCCACCCAAAGACAAGACACCUCAUACUGUCCCAGGACAUGAAAUCCAGUCCCGUUCUGAUUCAGACCCAUGUUCACAGCCACACAGUGAACGGCGCAAGAGGGGGAGGCCACCCAAAGACAAGACACCUCAUACUGUCCCAGGACAUCAAAUCCAGUCCCGUUCUGAUUCAGACCCAAGUUCACAGCCACACAGUGAACAGCGCAAGAGGAGGAGGCCACCCAAAGACAAGACACCUCAUACUGUCCCAGAACAUCAGACCAAUCAGGCCCUAACAGAUACACACGCGUGUUCACAGCCAGAGGACCAAACAGAGGCUGAGACACAGUCCUUGACAUCCAACUCACCUGCGCCUGUCCUUGAGGACAGGUGUCCGGCACCGGUGACAAAGAGGAAGUAUACAAAAAAAUCAGAGACCCCUAAGGUAGACCAGUCGCAGGAGACCGACCAGUCGCAGGACAGUGAGACUUUGAGCAAGAGGAAACAUGCAUCUAAAACGUCACAGACCUCCAAGGUAGCUCAAUCACAUGACCAGUCGCAGGAGACUGUGAGGAAGUGGAAACAUACUAGAAAGUCACAGAGCCAUAAAGUAGACCAGUCACAGGAAACUGAGGGGAAUAGGGAAAAGACAUCUGAAAUAUCGCUGAAGCGUAAGCUAGAGUCACAAGUGGAGACUGUAAAAAAGAGAAAAUAUAUUAAGAAAUCAAAGAGCCAUAAUGUAGUCUCUGCCAACCACAUCUCACUCCCUGUGCUAUCUGCAGACCUCUCCCACAGCGUUGUCUCUUCCACACACAACCCUCCUGGUGUCCCAAAGAGAAAACAUAGGAAAAAAACACAGAGCCACAGGGUAGACUCUGAGAUCGUCUCUUCAUUCCCUGUUCUAUCUGCAGAACUCUCUUCUGGCCUAAAGAGGAGCCUCUCUCCUACUCUCAGCCCUCCUGGUGUCUCUUCCUUGACAAGCACACCUAAGAGAGUCAGAGGCAGAACUAAGGGGGUCCAGCAACAGAUCUGUCUUAGCUCCACCCCAGGCCCCAGAUCCUCCAUAGGAACAGCCAACUCCUUCUCUGUCGCUCCGUCUCCCCUGGCCCCCAGCUCUAAGCCAGACAGCCCUCAGAACGCCUCACCUAUCACCUGGAAGCUGUUCCAUCUAGACAAGAUUCCAGAGCCAGACGGAGCUGUACCCAGCAGUAAACCUUGGGGUAAACCCAGAGGUCGACCAAGGAAGGACCCGGCUGGAGUGAAGAAGCCGGCUGUAGUGAAGGGAGUGAAGAAGCCGGCUGUAGUGAAGGGAGUGAAGAAGCCGGCUGUCGUGAAGGGAGUGAAGAAGCCGGCUGUAGUGAAGGGAGUGAAGAAGCCGGCUGUAGUGAAGGGAGUGAAGAAGCCGGCUGUAGUGAAGGGAGUGAAGAAGCCGGCUGUAGUGAAGGGAGUGAAGAAGCCGGCUGUAGUGAAGGGAGUGAAGAAGCCGGCUGUCGUGAAGGGAGUGAAGAAGCCGGCUGUCGUGAAGGGAGUGAAGAAGCCGGCUGUCGUGAAGGGAGUGAAGAAGCCGGCUGUCGUGAAGGGAGUGAAGAAGCCGGCUGUAGUGAAGGGAGUGAAGAAGCCGGCUGUAGUGAAGGGAGUGAAGAAGCCGGCUGUAGUGAAGGGAGUGAAGAAGCCGGCUGUAGUGAAGGGAGUGAAGAAGCCGGCUGUAGUGAAGGGAGUGAAGAAGCCGGCUGUCGUGAAGGGAGUGAAGAAGCCGGCUGUCGUGAAGGGAGUGAAGAAGCCGGCUGUCGUGAAGGGAGUGAAGAAGCCGGCUGUCGUGAAGGGAGUGAAGAAGCCGGCUGUCGUGAAGGGAGUGAAGAAGCCGGCUGUCGUGAAGGGAGUGAAGAAGCCGGCUGUCGAGGAGAGCGUGAAGAAGCCGGCUGUAGUGGAGAGCGUGAAGAAGCCGGCUGUAGUGGAGAGCGUGAAGGACCCGACUGUAGUGAAGAGAGUGAAGAACCCGGCAGUAGGGAAGAGAGUGAAGACUCAGUGUGGUAAGAAGGUGAAGACUGCAGCAGAGGGAGGUUCCCAGACCUGCAGCUCAGAGGAGGGGCCUCCAGCCAAGCACAGACGUAGAAUCAGGAAGGGUCUUACAGCAGAGGGAGUGGAGAGAGUCGGUCUGCAGAGUGACGACAGCACCAGCUCUCAGCCAAUCCAAUGCUCCAGACCACGGUUUGAGCUACUGGAGUUGGACUCACCGGACGAAGACACAGGAGAUGCCCCCCUGUCCUCAAACCUGUCCAUCGAACUGAGCCUUCAGGAAGACCACCUGACAUCACUUCCUCUUGAAGAGGAGGAGGAGGAAGAGCAGGAGGAUGAGGAAGAUCUGCCCAGUUUCUUAAAUAACACAAAGUCGCUGUCCAUAACAGAGGGAAUAUGUGUUUGGUGCAAAUUUAGAAACUAUCCUUUCUGGCCGGCAAUGGUGAAAAGCGUGAACCGGAAGAUGAAGAAAGCCAGCAUUGUGUUUAUUGACAACCUGCUGUUUGACAAGAAGAGGAUACGAAAAGGCUUCUCUGUGGCCUUAAAAACAUUGAAGCCUUUUGACUGUGAAGAGGCUGAUCAGCUUGUGUGUAAAGCCAGAGAGAGUUAUGAUGCUGCCAUCAAAUGGUGCCUGGAGCUGAUCGCCGACUAUAGAAUCCGUAUCGGAUGCGGCUUCACCGGUUCCUUCAUUGAAUACUUUUCAGAUGACAUAAGCUGUCCUGUGAGGAGACGUUAUCCUCAGAGUACCUCUGACCUCAACUUCCCCAGUAAGCUGAUGUUGGAGGAGCAGUUUUUAACCUCUGACCUUGGGGAGGAAGAGGAGGAGGGCAGCGGCCGUCAGGAGGAGGAGAGGAGGAGGAGGAGAAGGAGGAAGCUGCUGCCUGACCGCUCCAAGGCAGCACGUAACCGUGCCAAUGAGAAACUGGUGGACUUCAUCGUUAAGCAACGCCGGGUGGAGACACGCCUUCUAGGUGUGAUCGGCGGGCAGCAACAAUCUAAGUGGUUGCGAUGGUUCCUGGCAGCCAGCCGUUCAGUAGUGGACACCUACCUGGAGGAUGAGGAUCAGCUGGACCAGGUGUAUCAGUACCUGAGGGGGGUGUAUGAUACCGCCCCCCUCACCGCCCCCUGCCUGGCUGACGUUGACCGCAUUCGCCUCGUCCUGGACGUCCUCUUACCUGAGGCUAUUAUCUAUGCCAUAGCUGGAGUGGACAAGUUGUCACUGGUGAAGGCAGAGGACAAAUACCUAAAAGGGCCCUGUCUGAGUAAAAGGGAAAGAGAGGAGUUUGAUUGGAUGAUCGAGCAACAGAUGAAGAUGAAAGCAUCGAUCGGUCAGCGUCCUGCGCACUGAACAACACUGCCUACUUGGCUUCCAGCUGUCAGACUUCGGGCCGAGAUGAAAUCCGAGGGCUGUAUAGUGCUUUACCUUCAAAUGUCAUUUCUGAUUGAGACGACAUCUGCAGCGUUUUACCGUGAAUGCGAUCUCCACAAAUGCGGCAACGUUGCAUUUAGUCCCAAAGUUUCCAAAUCACAACAAAACUGUUGAGCAUCCUGGGAAGAAAAAAAAGAGCCAUUUAGAACGGUCUCUGAGGACAUUCAACUGCUGUAGUUCAUAGUUCAUACUAGCAGUGGUGUGACUGUGAAUGUGAAACUCCUGGGAGGAGUUACCCUGCGGUCUAGACCAACUACCACAGUAUUUUAUCCAUCAUGGUUGCCCAUUAAGGCUGGAUGACUGUAAAUUCUGUAAAUACUGGUCUAUUUUUAUAUAGAAACGGAAUGUCUUUUUUUUGUUGUGUUUUUUUGUAAUAUUUUAAUUCCUCUUCCUGUUUGAAUUCCUGUCUAAUCAUGUGGUCAUGUAAGGCUAGCUUGUCGAUACCUUCAUCUAUACCUAUUCCUUGGUGACAGGCAUGUGAUAUUCUGAAUGUGAAUCAUGUCAGCUCAAUAAAGCUUCCUCGGUCA